CACUACCGUGUUAGUUACUAUGCUCAAAGACCACCCAUUGAUUUCCCAUAAUAAAACGAAUGAGUUGUGAGUUAUGACAACAUUAUCCAAAGAAAUAAGAUAUGGUGCUCAAGUGUCAUCACCGUAGUGGAUGAAACGAUCGACACUAAAGUUUCUGAGGAUGAGAUAAUUCUCCUCCAAAAUAAACCACCAAACGAACACACUUCACUCACUCAAACCCUCUUCUCAUCUCAAUCUCCAAUUCUCCCUUUUCCCAACUUUUAACAUUACCAGAGAGAGAAACGCACACAAAGCGAUAGUUAUCCAUGGCUAGCAGCAGCAUGGCAUCAGCAGCUUGUGGAUUUGUCUUGUCCCUUAAUGUUGCUGCCAACAACACAGCAUCGUCACUCUCUUCCAGGACUAACAUGUUGAUGUUUCCUAUAAAAUCCAACAAUAUUGCUAGUUCUAGACUUGUUGUCAGGGCAUCUGAAGAUACUGCAGAAGCUGCAGCCCCUUCCGCCGCUUCUCCCGCCGGUGACACUGCUACUAAGCCCAAGCCACCACCAAUUGGCCCCAAGAGGGGUGCUAAGGUGAAGAUUCUUAGGCAAGAAUCCUACUGGUACAAAGGAACUGGUUCUGUUGUUACUGUUGAUCAAGACCCCAACACUCGCUACCCUGUCGUGGUUCGAUUCAACAAAGUGAACUAUGCCAAUGUAUCGACAAAUAACUAUGCUUUGGAUGAAGUUGAAGAAGUUGAAUGAGACCAGUUUUAUUGAAUUUCCAACUAUUGUUAUGCUAUUGAAGUUACUAGCCUAAGGUUUUUUCAUGUCAUGUUAAAAAAUUUGUAUCAUAUUCUCUUAUAUUUAUCUACCUCUUGAUUUCUAGAAACUA
Messenger RNA from Lathyrus oleraceus (garden pea), 870 nucleotides. Its product is annotated as photosystem I reaction center subunit IV B, chloroplastic. Gene Ontology annotation, biological process: photosynthesis. Lineage: Eukaryota; Viridiplantae; Streptophyta; Magnoliopsida; Fabales; Fabaceae. The record is from RefSeq and is a predicted model, not a curated record. The transcript has 3 exons. Gene Ontology annotation, cellular component: photosystem I reaction center; photosystem I. Bases 306 to 740 code for a protein of 144 amino acids.